Messenger RNA from Eremomyces bilateralis CBS 781.70, 2853 nucleotides. RefSeq names its product HET-domain-containing protein. Gene Ontology annotation, molecular function: ADP binding; protein binding. The record is from RefSeq and is a predicted model, not a curated record. The coding region runs from base 331 to 2853 and encodes 840 amino acids. The transcript is spliced from 3 exons. Lineage: Eukaryota; Fungi; Ascomycota; Dothideomycetes; Eremomycetales; Eremomycetaceae.
CGAUCUUGAACGGAAGUCAGCCGUAUGGAUCAUCGACUUAUCGACAUUAUAUGCUAACUACAAUGAUAUUAAACAUGUAAGAGAUGGAGAGGGGUCGCAAAUUAUCUGCGUCGCUAAACCACAAUUCGAUCGACAUCAGCUGGUCUUGGUGCAGCUCGGCCUCGCGCUUCCGAAAGCUCCUGCGCAGCCUUGUGCCUGGUCACAAUGUUCAUCGCAGUCCGUCUUGGUGCGUCUAUGAUUCAGUUAAUAUGUCGUUCGAAUGUUCCAGAAUAGCCGUCACAAUUCCUCGAUAACGACAAUCUCUGUCGAUUCGGAGUACUGUGGCCCACGAUGCGCCUCUUAAAGCUCAACGGCAACGGGGGGUUCAUUCUAGAGACCUUUGGAACCACGAUCCCUCCUUAUGCCAUACUUUCUCAUACAUGGGGAAGCAACAGCGAUGAAGUCACAUUCAAGGACGUCGUGGACGGUACUGGAAAUAAUAAGGCUGGAUACCAGAAGCUGAUAUUCUGCGGAGAUCAAGCCAAAUCCGACAGUCUAUCCUAUUUCUGGGUGGACACAUGCUGCAUCGAUAAGUCAGAUACCAACGAACUUACGAAGGCGAUCAACUCCAUGUUUCGCUGGUACCAGAAUGCGGCGCGAUGCUACGUCUAUCUUUCAGACGUUUCUGUAAGCACGCAAGGUGGCCAGGCUACUAAUAUCGAGUGGGAGUCUUCUUUGCGCAAUAGCCGAUGGUUCACACGAGGAUGGACACUCCAAGAGCUUCUCGCGCCGAGAAUAGUCGAAUUUUACUCCCGAGAUCACGUCCGAUUAGGUGAUAAAAAGUCACUCGAACGGCCUGUCUGCGAGAAAACAGGAAUCGCCAUAGAGGCACUACAAGGCCGUCCUCUCCAUGACUUCAGCGUCAAGGAGAAGUUUCGAUGGGUAGAGAAGCGACAAACGACCGAGGAGGAGGACAUGACAUACUGUCUCCUUGGAAUUUUCGGCGUUUUCUUGCCACUGAUAUAUGGUGAAGGGAAAGAGAAUGCAAUGAGAAGGCUGCGACGAGAGAUCAAGGACUCAGAGCAUAAAUCGCGGUCAUACGAAAAGCUAGCACGUACUAUGCCCUUCGAGCGCAAUCUUCGCUUCACCGGUCGCGAAUCCGAGCUUUCUAGAAUUGAAAAACUACUUUUCCGACAUGACCAAACCGUAAAGAUCGCCAUUACAGGACUUGGAGGCGUAGGGAAGACACAAUUGGCGAUCGAGACGGUCUAUCGGACCAUGGAGAAACAGAGGGACUGCUCAGUAUUUUGGAUUCCCGCGACCGAUCCUGAAACCCUUCUUCAGGCAUUCUCGGCAGUCGCCGAAGAGUUGGAUAUACCUGGAAGAGAUGAGCAAGGAGCAGACGUGAAGCGUCUAGUUCAGAAUUACCUCAGUAACGAGGGCGCGGGCCAGUGGCUCAUGGUGUUUGACAACGCCGACGACAUGGAUAUGUGGAUAGGAAAACCAGCUGAGAAACAAUCUAUCCGUCUCCUCGACUACCUUCCAAAGAGCAGGCAAGGAAGCAUCCUCUUUACUACGCGAGAUAGGAAGGUUGCUACUAAGCUGGCGUCUCAGAAUUUGGUAGAAGUCCAAGAAAUGAACUCAGAGGUGGCUUCGGAGCUAUUACAGAAAUGCUUGAUCGGACACGAUAUAGCGGCCUGCCAAACAGAUACCGAAACCUUGCUUAUACAGCUGACUUACCUUCCGCUCGCCAUUGUUCAGGCGGCAGCGUAUAUUAAUGCGAACGGCACCUCGAUCGCGGACUAUCUUUCCUUACUUAAUGAGCAGGAUGAGUCUAUAAUUGAACUUCUGAGCGAAGACUUUGAAGAUGACGGCAGAUACCGCAAUAUUAAGAACCCAGUGGCCACAACAUGGCUGAUAUCGUUCGAGCGAAUUCAACAGCACGAUUCUUUGGCAGCAGACUACUUAUCUUUAAUGGCAUGCAUUGAGCCAAAAGAAAUCCCGCAGAGUUAUUUUUCCCCUGGCCCAUCUCGCAAGAAGGAGAUAGACGCUAUCGGGACGCUUCACGCCUAUUCAUUUAUUACUAAACGUCCAACAGGUCUUACGGUCGAUCUUCAUCGGUUAGUACAUAUAGCUACUCGGAACUGGCUUCAAGAGAACGAUCAACUGGUACGGUGGACAGACAAAGCAGUCGUACGACUAGAGGAAGUUUUUCCCGACAAUACCCACACCAACAGGAGCAAAUGGAGGGCAUACCUGCCGCACGUGCGCGCUGUACUACAGUCUGACCUCCUUCAGAAGAAUUCGGAGAAGAGGACAGAUCUCCAAUGGAGAUAUGGAACCUGCCUCGACGCCGACGGACGAUGGAGUGAGGCAGAGGUCGCUUAUUCCCAGGUCCUCAAGAUAGAAGAGAAGGAGCUGGGCGCAGAUCAUCCUUCCACGCUGACCAUCAUGGCCAACCUGGCGUCGACGUACAGGAAUCAAGGCCGAUGGAAGGAGGCCGAAGAGCUGCAAGCGGAGGGAAAGAGGGUACUUGGCGCAGAGCAUCCAGACACGCUGACCAGCAUGGCCAACCUGGCGUCGACGUAUAGGGGUCAAGGCCGAUGGAAGGAGGCCGAAGAGCUGCAAGCGGAUGAGUUAAAUAUAUGCUCAAGGGUACUCGGCGCAGAGCAUCCUUCCACGCUGACCAGCAUGGCCAACCUGACGUCGACGUGGAAAGCGCAGGGCCGAGAUACGGAGGCUAUAGGUCUAAUGAUGGAGUGUGUACGGCUUCAAGAACAGGUUCUAGGUACCAGCCAUCCGUACUUCAUUUCUUCCUCGAAUAUAUUGGCGGAUUGGGAGGCAGAGCAACGAGACGCUCGCAAAAUAGAAUAA